CUAGAUCCUUCUUAUUCACAAACCCUUGUGCUUAUUAGCUUCUUCACCUUCAUCUUCCCCAAUUUCUUCUCUCUCCGCUUUCGUUUGUCUAUGUCGUGAUAAGUGAAAAACCUUUAGGGCAUCUACAAAGUCUGAAACUUUAUCAGUAACUGGGUGAGAAUUUGUGAAAAUGGCAUCGGGUGAUUUCGAGGAUGAAGCUGAAGGAACUGUAACUAUCAAUGAAUAUAUCGAAAGCCUUGACGCAGAAGAGCUGGCAGCGGAUUUGGUGUUGGGUGGAGAUGAGGGAGAUGAGUGUACUUACCCUAAGGGUUACAUGAAAAGACAAGCAAUCUUCUCAUGCAUUACAUGUACACCAGACGGGAAUGCUGGAAUUUGCACUGCUUGUUGCUUAUCUUGUCAUGAUGGCCAUGAGCUUUUGGAGCUGUGGACUAAGAGGAAUUUUCGAUGUGAUUGUGGGAACUCAAAGUUUGGAACUUUGGCGUGUAAGCUUCUCCCGAGCAAAGAUAUAGAAAACUCUGAGAAUUCUUACAACCAUAAUUUCAAAGGCUUGUACUGCACUUGCGACCGACCGUACCCUGACCCAAAUGUGGAAGAACAAGUGGAGAUGAUUCAGUGUUGUCUUUGUGAGGAUUGGUUUCAUGAGGAGCAUCUCGGUCUCAAACCUUCAGACAGUGUUGGUAGCCAGAUCCCAAAGGAUGAGGAAGGCGAACCGAUCUAUGAGGAUUUCAUUUGUCAAAACUGUUCCCCAGUUUGUUCGUUUCUGACACUUUAUCCUGAGAAAUUGUGGGUUGUUGCUAAAGUAGAUUCCACUGGUUCUGCUAAUACUUGUUCAGAGACAACUGAGUCAAACAAAACCCACAUGGAUUCUGAACCCGGCCAGCCAGAGAAUGGUGCUGAUGCUGAGAAAUCUGUUGUAGGAAAAUGUUCUGAGAAGAUCGAUGACUCUGAACCCGGCCAGCCUGAGAACGGCACUGAAGCUGAGAAAUCUGUUGUGCGGAAAUGUUCUGAGAAGAUCGAUGAAUCUGAAGCCGGCCAGCCUGAGAACAGUACUGAAGCCGAGAAAUUCGUUGUGCGAAAAUGUUCUGAGAAGAUCGAUGACUCUGGACCCGUUCCUGCAACUGGUUGCGUUAUUAGGACUGAUCUAAACUUGUGUCCUGAGUUUGAGAAGAAACCUUUGUUUUUGACCAAAAACUGGAGGAAUAUCCUAUGCAAAUGUGAAAAGUGCCUUGAGAUGUAUAAGCAGAGAGGGGUAAGCUAUCUACUUGAUGCAGAGGACACAAUUGUAGAAUACGAGAAGAAGGCGAAGGAGAAAAGAACAGAGAAACUGGAGAAACAAGAAGGAGAAGCACUUGAUCUUCUGAAUAAUCUCGACCACGUAUCCAAAGUUGAGCUCCUUCACGGUAUCAAAGACUUCCAAGACGAACUCCAGGGUUUAAUGGAGUCUGCUGGGCCGUCAAAGGCGAUAACGGCUGCAGAUAUCGAGCAAAUGUUUUCAAAACUGAAGAACAAACGUAGAAGGAUGGAGUGAGAGGAGUUAUGAGAUUUAAGGUAGUAAAUCUUUCUUUUGGCAUCUCAUGUUAACUCUCUUUAGAUAUGUUGUUUCGUUGGUUUGAAAUGAGGAGGUUUUCUCGUUCCUCUGCUCUUGUCUGUCUUUAGUUUCCUAAGUUAUGCAACCAACUUUUUACUUUAGUGUAUGAAGUUUGUAGCUUAUGAAACAGUUGACUAUUAUAUAUAAUAAGCUACUAGUUCUAGA
This is a messenger RNA of Arabidopsis arenosa, 1753 nucleotides long. The record is from the annotation of a GenBank genome assembly. NCBI's taxonomy places the organism in Eukaryota, Viridiplantae, Streptophyta, Magnoliopsida, Brassicales, Brassicaceae.